GGCGGGCCGUGCGGCCGGGCUGCCCCGAGGCUCCUCGAAGUGCUGCAGCUCACUCGCUCCCGUCCCGUCGGGCCUCCCCUUUAGGUGUCCCCAAUGGAGGACUACCGCCGCCUCUCCGACCAGGAGCUCGUCCGCAUGCUCAAGCUCUACAAGAUCCCGCACGGGCCCAUAGUGGGUUCAACCCGAAAACUGUAUGAAAAGAAAAUCUAUGAAUAUGAAAGUCAGAGAACCAAGCUUUCCCCUGGGACUGUCAGCUCUUACCACUAUCCAGAGGAUUUUGAGGGUGAAGCUUAUGGUUCCAGACAGGAUGAAGAUGAAGACAUGGAAGAAGUUGACUAUGACAAUUACUAUGAAGAGAGUUACUCAACUACCAAGACUUAUGGGGAGGCUGAUACUGCAGCCAUCCCAGUAGCCAAGGCCAGGACCAACUUCCAGGAGCCCCAGCCCUCCACAAGCUACAGCAGUGACAGUGUCAAGGCUCCUACCUACCACAUGCGCCAGCGGAUAAGAGAGAAUAUUCUCUACCCCUUAGCCCAGGAGGAGAACAUAGACAGUGACUCAGCCUACUUCCACCGAGACAGCAAUGCCUACCAGAGUGUUUCUCACUACCGAUCCAGUGCUGGUGCAAGCCCUGACUCGGCCUUCUCUUCCAGCCCAGUGAUUUCUUCUUCCUUUUCUUCCUCCACCCCAGUUUCCUCAGCUUCCCCAAACUUCCAAUGGUACUCCUUCCCUUCGGAGGUGGAAGCCCGCCAGGCUAUUAGACCUGACCAAGGCCCUGGGGCUGAGCUCAGAAAGAGUGGUAGAAUGGUGCCCCUUUGGGUCCAGUUCCUUCUCUUCAUUGGUUUUGCUCUCUUUCUGGCCUUUUUGUACUAUUUCAUGCAGGUAGAUGAUGACAACCCCUUCCGUCUCCACCCCUGAAGGCCCCUUCUGGGCCCUGGGAACAGGUGGAGUCCUGGUCCCAUUUUGACCUUCUCUGCCUCUCACCCUUACUUUCUAGCCUCCCUUCUGGGGUGAUUGGGGGGCACAGGGAUAUCUUCCUGUUCUUGUUUGCUGUAGGCCCUGUUGAGAGUGCCACUAUGGCCCAUUUGGUUUCUCCAGGUCGUACCCAUAGUGCCUUGUUGUUUGGCUGCAUUUUAAGCCUUUUGUUGGAUUGAUUGGAAAAGAGUGUUCAUAUUUGUUUAAAUGUUGGUUUCUGGAAAAGGAGUUGCCCUGGCCCAGCACAGAUAUGUCCCCUGCCCCCAAUCACAUUUGGGCAGACAGAUCGGGGGUGUCUUCUAGGAAUCCUUUCCUCGAAGCAAGCUGUGCUACAGCUCCCAGGCUAGACUUCCCCUUGGAACUCACUCCUGAGGUCAGGGGGAGUGGUAUCCAAAUACCAUAGUGUUCUUGAGGGCAUUGCUCUUUGGCACCUUAUUUAGUCUCCAUCUCACCUGAUACCUUUGUAGACCUUCUCCCACCCCAGCAAUGCCAUUGCUCCCCCUGCAUCCCUGCCCUCCAUACGAGGGCAGGACGACUGACCCUUCCUCCUCUUGGAUAUCUCAGACCUGGUGGAGAAGUGAGACUUUCAACAAAACUGCCAACCAUCCUUUCCUUGACUUUGUUCUCAUACACUUCGUGAAAUAAAGGAUUUGUUUAUUUUUCAAAA
This is a messenger RNA of Vombatus ursinus (common wombat), 1642 nucleotides long. It is a transcript of the gene EMD, whose product is annotated as emerin. Gene Ontology annotation, cellular component: nuclear envelope. The coding region runs from base 94 to 918 and encodes 274 amino acids. Lineage: Eukaryota; Metazoa; Chordata; Mammalia; Diprotodontia; Vombatidae. The transcript has 6 exons. The record is from RefSeq and is a predicted model, not a curated record.